This is a messenger RNA of Papilio polytes (common Mormon), 1157 nucleotides long. RefSeq lists its product as uncharacterized. The coding region runs from base 87 to 497 and encodes 136 amino acids. NCBI's taxonomy places the organism in Eukaryota, Metazoa, Arthropoda, Insecta, Lepidoptera, Papilionidae. The transcript has 6 exons. The record is from RefSeq and is a predicted model, not a curated record.
UCCACAACCAAACCUGCACGCCCAAAGACACAUGUGCUGACUGCCCUGACAACCUUCGACAACAACCUACAAGAACCUUUGUGAAAAUGGCGCACAACAUGUUGAUACUCUUUGGCGCUCUGCUUGUGUUGUCAGCGGGUGUCGGAGCGAAACGUGGAUGCUCUGCUUUCGGCCAUUCUUGCUUUGGAGGACACGGCAAGAGAUCAAGCGAUAAUUCAAUGAUGGACGGCUCCAGCGCUGGUUUACUGGAACGUCGCCAGUUGGGACAGGAGGAGACGCCUCCGCAUCCUGGAUACCCGCGCUCCGGUUACAGCGGUCUGCUGCCCGCUGGUGAUGACAUUAUUCCUAUCAGAGAUGGAGGUGCGUAUGAAAGAGAUGACAACAACGUUGCCCGUGAUGUGGUUAAGUACAAGCUUAGGAACAUUGUGAAGCAUUGGAUGGAGAACUACAGGCGAUCACAAAACAACGACGACGGAUACUUUAUCGAGACCCUGUAAAUGCCAGAACUAUUACCCUCUCUUUCACUCUCGAGUGUGUUGUGCGAAGUGAGCUUGUUUUCAUAUAACUUUUUAUUGGUUCAUUCAAAUUUUCGUCAAAGAUAAACUGACCCUCAUCGAAGAAUAGACACUACUUUUAACUGUACAGUCUAAUGGAUUUUUUUGUACCUUUUGUUUUUUUAUCUUCCAAUUAUUGCAAUUAAAUUUUAGUUCUUAAAAGCAAGCUUACUUCAAAUUCAUAUAAGGAAUAUUUAAAGAAAGCCUAUAAAUUAUAGUGUAUAAUGUAAUUCUAUUCUAAGAUUUUAAAAUCUUAUUAGUAUAGUUAUAAACUUUGCCGUCAAUUAUAGAAAUUCUUCCAAAACAUUUCUUUACGUUUUAGUUAUCUUCACUUUAUUGUCAUUGUUCAAGACUUACCAAGGCUGGGUAUACUAUGAGGAAUUUCCCUAAUUCUGUAAUUUUCUUAUAAUUUAAUAAGGCUGGAUGUUAUUUUAUUUCUGUUUUAUUAUUCUAUAUUUAAGAUGUUUUCGAGAAUAUUCUACCUAACAAUCAAAUGUAAUCCUCUGAUUUUACAUGAUCUAUGAUUUAUGUACCUGAUUUCAAUUUGUUACUCUAUGACACCAAGUAUUAGAAUCUAGUCGUUUUAAUAUGACAUAAGUUUAC